This is a messenger RNA of Diospyros lotus (date-plum), 1303 nucleotides long. Its product is annotated as myb-related protein 306-like. The record is from RefSeq and is a predicted model, not a curated record. Gene Ontology annotation, biological process: response to auxin. Bases 164 to 1045 code for a protein of 293 amino acids. Lineage: Eukaryota; Viridiplantae; Streptophyta; Magnoliopsida; Ericales; Ebenaceae. The transcript has 3 exons.
AUCAUCCACUUUCCCCAGCUCAAGACCCUUGUCCCAUUUGCAGGAGAAGACCAGGCACACUACCAUACAAAAUAUACACACACAAAUACAUACAUAUAUAUAUAUAGAGAGAGAGAGAGAGAGAGAGAGAGGAAGAAGAAGAAGAAGAAGAAAUUAAGGUGAUAUGGGAAGGCCACCUUGCUGUGACAAAAUGGGAGUGAAGAAAGGGCCAUGGACUCCUGAAGAGGAUAUCAUGCUGGUGUCUUAUGUUCAACAACAUGGCCCUGGUAAUUGGAGGGCUGUUCCUUCCAAUACGGGGCUGAGAAGAUGCAGUAAAAGUUGCAGGCUUAGAUGGACUAAUUAUUUGAGGCCAGGGAUCAAGAGGGGCUGCUUCACUAAUGACGAGGAGAAGAUGAUCAUCCAGCUUCAAGCCCUUCUUGGCAACAAAUGGGCUGCCAUAGCUUCCUACCUACCAGAGAGAACAGAUAAUGACAUCAAGAAUUACUGGAACACCCAUUUGAAGAAGAAGCUCAAGAAGCUUCAAGAAGGGCCUGACAGUGGCAGUUCCAAACACGGCUUCUCAAUCCAAAACUCUAUCCCCAGAGGGCAGUGGGAAAGGAGGCUGCAAACCGACAUGAACAAGGCCAAACAAGCCCUUCAAGAGGCCUUGUGCUUGGAGAAACCAAGACCUGAUAAUAAUAAACCAAUUAUCCAAGCAUCUGCCUAUGCUUCAAGCACUGAGAAUAUAGCCAGAUUGCUCAAAGAAUGGACCGAGAAUUCAACCAAACCAGCUGCCCAAAUGGCGUCCACGGCGAGCUCCUUUUUCAGCGGCUGCUUUGAUUUGUACGAGGAAUUUGAAUCCCUAUUAGGGUUUGAGUCUCUGGGUUCAUCAAAUUCUGAUUUUUCUCAAUCUCCCGAGGAUGCUAGUGUUUUGCAAGGGGAAAGCAAGUCAGAUCUUGUGGGUGCUGAUCACGCCCCAUUACUCUCGAGAAUGCCGGAGAAUUGGUUGUUUGAAGAUCAAGGGAAAGAAGACUUGGCUUUGGCUAGCUUCUCUUUUGAAUUUUGAUAUAUCAUGAAAAUUAUAUAUAUAUAUAUAUAUUAAUUAACAUGUAGAUCGAUCUGUUUUAUCAGUGGAAAAUUAAGUUAUUGGUUUUUUUAAUUGAUUCAUUGUAGGCCUUGCAUGAGUCUGAAGAGUUAGUACUCCAUGGUUUCAUGCUUGGAAAUUUGUUGUCAAUCGUUUUAGUACUUACCCAAGCACUGUAAAUUGCACAUUAGCAAUAAUAUUGUUAGAUAGAUGAAAUAAGAAUAAAGUUCAGGAUUUCAU